CCAGGUGAAGCCAUGAGAAUCCACAGCCUCCUCCUGCUCUCCUUCCUUCUCCUGGCUGCUCAGGUGCUCUCAGAAAGGGUCAGAAAGGGAGCCAAGAAUGCCCCACACAACACAACAGAGGAGGGUGCAUCUGCCCCCUCGGGCAAGGCCCAGGAUAAGCAGAGAAGCAGGACAUCCAAAUCCAUGACCCGCGGCAAGUUCCUCACCAAAGACCACGCCACCUGCAGGUGGGCUGUGACUGAGGAGGAGCUGGGCAUCAGCCUGAAGGUCCAGUGCACUCAAGAAGAUCGAGAGUUUUCUUGUGUUUUUGCGGGUGAUCCAGCCGGCUGUCUUGAACAUGACAAAGACCAGAUCUACUGGAAGCAAAUUGCCCGCACCCUGCGCAAACAGAAGAAUAUCUGUGGGAACGCCAAGAAUGUCCUGAAGACACGAGUGUGCAGAAAGAAGUUUCCAGAGUCUAACCUCAAACUGGUAAACCCCAGUGCACCCGGGAACAUGAAGCCCAGGAAGGAGAAAGCAGAGGUCUCCCCAAGGGAACACAAUAAGGUUCAAGAAGUUUCCUCCAUGGGGCCAAACAAGGUCCAAGAGGACCUCGUGCCCAGUCCAGCUGUGACCCAGACGGUGGCCAUCAGAGAUCCGGAGUGCCUAGAGGACCCAGAUGUGCUCAACCAGAAGAAGGUCGCCCUGGAAUUCUGUGGGGAGUCUUGGCGCUCCAUCUGCACCUUCUUCCUCAACAUGUUACAGGCCUCGUCGUGCUAGUGAAGUCCGAGGGAGCAGCCUCAGACGCGAGGAGUCAGAUCCCCGGUGUCCGCUGUAAAGCUCCCGGGAGUUCCCCACAAGAUACAAACUUUCGUGUUACCAGACUACAGUGAAGUAUUUAAACAGUUUUUGUAAACUUUGUUUUAGGAUUUGCUUUUUUUGUUUUUUGUUUUUUUUUUUUUUUCACAUCCUUGGAUGUACUUUUCAGACUCUUUACCUCAGUGUGUUGGUCUAUGGACCGCCAAUCUAGGUGCAUAUAAGGAGUGGAGAAAUCCUAGUGAGGUUUCCACGCAAGGAAUUGUUAGCUGUGUU
This is a messenger RNA of Microtus ochrogaster (prairie vole), 1071 nucleotides long. It is a transcript of the gene Fgfbp1, whose product is annotated as fibroblast growth factor binding protein 1. Gene Ontology annotation, molecular function: growth factor binding. The record is from RefSeq and is a predicted model, not a curated record. Lineage: Eukaryota; Metazoa; Chordata; Mammalia; Rodentia; Cricetidae. Gene Ontology annotation, biological process: cell-cell signaling.